AUAAUCCUUAAGCUGUGAUUUUUAAUGUAGAAAGUUUUAAAUUAGAUUACCGAUGACUUGUAGUAUCCUUCAGUUAUUAAUCUAAAAUCACCACCUCGCCCAUAACCGCCAAUUCUUAAACACAAGUUUCCAGAGCCUUAAAAUAUUCAAUUUAAUAAAAAAAAGUCAUUCAAAUUUUGAAAUUCAAUUCCAACGCUCCAUUCGACUGCGAAAUCGUGAUUUCAAAAAAUAAUAAUUCAGAUUAUUACUUAUUCAAGAACACUUUUUAUUAAUUGGUUUGGUUCCGACGAUUGUGUUAUUUUUAAGUUGCUAAGUUUCAAUUAUAUGUUUCAUUGAAAAGUUAGGACAAAAGUUAUCGUCAAUAUGUCUGGAAGAGACAUUUAUUAUUCUGAAAAGUAUUAUGAUGAAGAACACGAAUACAGGCAUGUAGUAUUGUCAAAAGACAUGGUGAAGCUAGUACCCAAGAACCAUUUGAUGUCGGAAAAAGAAUGGCGGAGUAUCGGGGUUCAACAAAGCCAGGGUUGGGUACACUACAUGACACAUCAACCUGAACCUCACAUUUUGCUGUUUCGACGAAAAAAGACUACACCAUCGCAAAAUAAAUAAGCCAGCCUGUUAAAAAAUAAAUGUACAGAUCUUUCUUGAGAUUAGUUAUAAUUUAGUUUUAAUUUUUUUAUUAUAGACAUAUGG
Molecule: messenger RNA, 690 nt
Organism: Galleria mellonella (greater wax moth)
Lineage: Eukaryota; Metazoa; Arthropoda; Insecta; Lepidoptera; Pyralidae
Product: cyclin-dependent kinases regulatory subunit-like
Exons: 3
Coding region: 364-606 (80 amino acids)
Biological process (GO): regulation of mitotic cell cycle
Cellular component (GO): SCF ubiquitin ligase complex; cyclin-dependent protein kinase holoenzyme complex
Molecular function (GO): cyclin-dependent protein serine/threonine kinase activator activity; protein kinase binding; ubiquitin binding
Source: RefSeq, a predicted model, not a curated record